CUGAAGAUCUACCCCUCCCUUCUCCCGAGAUACCGUGGACCAGCACCAAUACAGCACGCAAUUUUGAGCGGAGACCCUGAGAUUGGUGUUUCUACCAUUAUCAUACUCAAGAGGAAUGAGGGAAUAGAUGCUGGCGACGUGUGGGGGUCCGAUGAUAUGGUAUGA
Desarmillaria tabescens is the source of this 165-nucleotide messenger RNA. RefSeq lists its product as uncharacterized. The transcript has a single exon. The annotation marks the transcript as partial. Gene Ontology annotation, biological process: biosynthetic process; conversion of methionyl-tRNA to N-formyl-methionyl-tRNA. Lineage: Eukaryota; Fungi; Basidiomycota; Agaricomycetes; Agaricales; Physalacriaceae. The record is from RefSeq and is a predicted model, not a curated record. Gene Ontology annotation, molecular function: methionyl-tRNA formyltransferase activity. Gene Ontology annotation, cellular component: mitochondrion.